CCUAGCCGCCACUCACCAAAUCCUCUCUCCCUUUCACAAACACACGCCCCUCAGUCCCUCACCCAAUUUUCUCUCCGUCUCCAACACCGAUUCGGUCUCUUCGUUUCUUGCUAUAGUAUGUCUUCUCCUUGAUUUUGUCUCUCAUACCAAAUCACCCAUGCUUGUACCGAUUCGGUCUCUUCGUUUCUUGCUAUGGUAUGUCUUCUUCUUGAUUUUGUUUCUCUCAUCCCAGAUCACCCAUGCUUGUACUGGGAUUACAUGGGUUUUGUGUGAUCCCGUGAUGUUUGUUUUAAAUAAACUUUGUAGCUGCUAAUCUUAGUUUGUGUUUUAUGGUUUUUAAUGUGUUGCUCUGUAUUUUGUCUUGCCUAUGAACAAGACAUGAACAUUGCUGUUUGCACUACCACUGUACCACACAUUCCAGCUAAGAAUUUUAGGCGUUAGAAAUUAAAAUAUCUGUAAUUGUUGUACUAAGUUUUAGUGUUUUACCCACAAAGGAGGGAAAAUAAUUAAGCAGACAUGGCAGACAGUGUUGUGAGUUUCCUGUUGCAGAACCUGACUCAGUUGCUUACCCAAGAAUCAAAAUUGCUAGGUGGAGUUAAGGAUCAAGUCAGAUCACUUAAGAACGAGCUGUCUCUGAUCAACCGCUUCCUCCAAAAAUCUGAAGGCAAACGACACGACGAAUUGGUGAAGGAGGUAGUCAGCCAAAUUAGGGACGUAGCCUAUGAGGCUGAGGAUGUUAUUGAUACAUACAUCAUUACUGUGGCAGAGCGCAGGAGAAGAAGCAAGCUGAGGAAGUUAAUCCCUUCAUGUGACCGAGCAAUUACGUUUCACGAUGUUGCAAGCAAGAUAGAGACCAUCAAGUUCAUCAACAAGGAAAUUAACGACAAUAGGAGCAAGUACGGCAUAGAAAUUGCGGAAUCAUCCGGAGGAGAUGCAGAAGCAGAGGAGAUACUGCACAGGCGCAGGAAACAUGUUGAGGAAGAUCAAGUAGUGGGCUUAGCUCAUGACGCUGAGGUAUUGAUGAAGGAGCUUAUGGAAGGGAGUUCGCAACGGAAUGUUGUUUCAAUCAUUGGCAUGGGUGGCUUAGGCAAAACCACUCUUGCUAGGAAGAUCUACAAUAACAAUGAUGUCAAGAAUUACUUUGAUUUCCGUGGGUGGGUUUAUGUCUCUCAAGAAUAUAGAAUCAGAGAGCUGUUGCUUGAAAUUUUGAAGGGACUGACACCACUACCAAGAGUGAUGUUGAGAGCUGAAUUGAAAGAGAAAUUACUCCACGGUUUGUAUGCUACGUAUAGCUCGAAUAACAAUAAAUUGAAAGGGAGAAUAACUGAAGACUUGAAACGUUUCAAAGAAAUGAAUGAACGUUUCAAAGAAAUGAAUGAUGAAGAAUUCGGAAAGGCAUGGUCUGAAUUCUUGGAAGGCGUACAAGACCAUAAUGAUUUGAAAAAUUCGUUGUCAAAUUUUGUGCAAGAUUUUUACUGCGAGAAUGGAGUAAAAUUGAGAGCUGAAUUGAAAGAAAAAUUACUCCACGGUUUGUAUGCUACGUACAACUCGAAUAACGAUAAAUUGAAAGGGAGACUAACUGAAGACUUGAAACGUUUCAAAGAAAUGAAUGAUGAAGAAUUCAGAGAGGCAUGGUCUGAGUUCUUGGAAGGCGUACAAGACCAUAAUGAUUUGAAAAGUUCGUUGUCAAAUUUCGUGCAAGAUUUUUACAGCGAGAAUAGAGUAAAAUUGAAAGAUAUGACUGAGGAUGAAUUGAGAAGCGUGCUGCUUGAAAGCUUGAGAGACAAGAGAUACUUACUUGUUAUGGAUGACAUUUGGAAUUCUGAAGUAUGGAAUGAGGUAAGUACUGCAUUUCCUAAUAACUCAAAUAGGAGUAGAAUAUUGAUCACUACCCGAAUAAAAGAAGUAUCAUUACAUGCAAGUAGUGUUAAUAAUAGUGUUCAUCCUAUUCCCCCUUAUGAACUCCCACUUCUUGAAGAAGAUAAAAGUUGGGAACUCUUCUCUAAAAAGGUGUUUUGGGGAGGUGCCUGUCCUCCAGAACUAGAAACUCUAGGUAGACAACUUGUGAAAAGUUGCCAUGGAUUACCACUUGCUAUUGUGGUAUUGGGAGGUCUUUUGGCAUGUAAGGAGAAAACACAUCAUAUAUGGUCAAAAUAUAUCGGUCAUGUCAAUUCGUAUUUGACUGAUAAUAGAUCAAGAUGCAUAGACAUAUUGGCUCUAAGCUACAAUCACUUACCCCGACGCUUGAAACCAUGCUUUCUAUAUUUUGGUAUCUACCCAGAAGACUUUGAGAUACCAGUGAGGCAACUAAUCCGACUUUGGAUAGCCGAGGGAUUCAUAUGGCAAAGUGGGAACAGAAAUAUAGAGGAUGUUGCUGAAGACUACUUGGAGGAUCUCAUUGAUCGAAGCUUGAUUCAAGUGGCAACAAAAAGGUUAAAUGGAGGAGUCAAAACAUGUCGUAUCCAUGAUCUUCUACGAGACCUCUGUAUAUCGGAGAGUUCCGAAGAGAAGUUUCUUGAGGUUCAUUCAAAUGUUAACCUUUCACCCAUAGGCAAAUCUCGCAGAAUUUCCAUCCACUAUGGCAACAAUCCAUACAUUUCUUCUGGCCCUUGUAAGCAUUCAAAUAGUCGUUCUAUAAUAGGCUUCAGGGGUGGUGUUGAGCUCAAGAGUCCUCCUGAUAAUUGCUACUUGGAAUGGAUUUGCAAAAGUAACAAUUUGGUUCGGGUGGUAGAGCUCAGUAAUAUGGGCAUUUGUUGCUUAAUCCCCAAGGGGAUUGAAAAGCUGGUCCUUUUGAGGUACUUAAGCAUCGCAUCUGGUAAGCUUCAUGUCAUUCCAGAUUCCAUAUGCAACCUUUGGAAUCUAGAGACGUUGGACAUGAGAAAUUCUACAGUGGAAACAAAAUGCUUGCCCAAGUGGAUAUGGAAGUUACAAAGAUUAAGACAUUUGUACCUGGAUGGGCCAACAUCUCUACCUAGAACUAAAAAAAAUACAACGGCUUUACCCAAUCUUCAAGUCCUUACUGGUAUAGCUAUAAAUGAAGACACUGAGAGUCACUUUUCCAAGGCCAGAUUUCCUAAUCUAAGAAAAUUAGGAUUGUAUUCUUCAAGAUUGGUAGAGUCAGGGAUUUUGUCAAGCCUCCUUCCCUUGUGUCAUCUACAAACUUUGAAGAUUUAUAAUCUUAAUGAGAUUUCAUCAAGUCCUACUUCAAUUUUGUUGACCCUCAUAAAAAUAACUUUAGUAGAUUCAGCCUUAGUAGAUUCAGCCUUCAUGGGAGUGAUGGGUAGCCUUCCCAAACUUCGAAUACUCAAAGUAAUUGGAAGAGCUGCCGCUGACUAUGAAUUCAUCAGUAAUGUCCUCAUAUGCGAUGAAAGAAGUUUUCAGCGACUUGAAGUCUUUAAAAUGGCAAGUCUGACCCUUUUUGAAUGGAAAUUGGGGCAAGGUGCAAUGCCAAACCUUCAACGUUUGGUCAUCGAAAGGACCUUUUGUAUGCUCCCGGACGAACUAUGGUGCUUGAGUGCCUUGCGGGAUGUGGAAGUUUUACAUCCCGAUCCAGAAUUGGCAAGGAGGCUUCGACAGUUGCAGAUGAGGGAUGGAUGUAAGCUCCAUGUCUAUCCACCUCUCGACCAAGAGAGUAGAAUUUUUACAUCCCAAUCCACAUUUGGCAGUGCGGCUUCGAUAGUUGCAGAUGCGGCUUCCAUAGUUGCAGAUGAGGAUUGGACAGAUGUAGAUGAGGCUGGCAGAUGAGGGAGAGGCUUCGACAGUUGCAGAUGAGGGAUGGAUGUAAGCUCCAUGUCUAUCCAAAUAAUUGAGAAAAAGUUGAUUGGUUGUGCUAUGCUUUGGUGCGGGGCUGGGUCCUGCGGGGUCAAUGGUCGUUUGCUUUGUCGUUCAUUCGUGUUUUGAUGGUAUGAUAUGAUAUCACAUGUACUUGUUACCCCCCUUUUUUUUUUAAUUCCCUAAUUUCGUUGAUUUUUGGAUUAUUUGUAAUUUGGUAUAAAAUAGUUUGUGUAACAAGUAUUUUUUAUUUAUUUCCUAAUUAUCCAAGCUUUUAAGCCUUUAUUGCUA
This is a messenger RNA of Quercus robur (English oak), 4062 nucleotides long. RefSeq names its product putative late blight resistance protein homolog R1B-16. Gene Ontology annotation, molecular function: ADP binding. The coding region runs from base 517 to 3744 and encodes 1075 amino acids. Gene Ontology annotation, biological process: defense response to other organism. The record is from RefSeq and is a predicted model, not a curated record. Lineage: Eukaryota; Viridiplantae; Streptophyta; Magnoliopsida; Fagales; Fagaceae. The transcript has a single exon.